Molecule: messenger RNA, 363 nt
Organism: Hevea brasiliensis (rubber tree)
Lineage: Eukaryota; Viridiplantae; Streptophyta; Magnoliopsida; Malpighiales; Euphorbiaceae
Exons: 1
Coding region: 1-363 (120 amino acids)
Source: RefSeq, a predicted model, not a curated record
AUGAACCCAGCUAAAUGUGUGUUUGGGGCAAGAUCAGGAAAGCUAUUAGGAUUUAUAGUAAGUAAGAAGGGAAUAGAGGUGGAUCCAGACAAAAUUCGAGCCAUCCAAGAGAUGCCCUCCCCAAAAACAGAAAGGGAGGUGCAUAGUUUCCUAGCAAAAUUGAACUAUAUUUCAAGAUUCAUCUCUAAUAUCACUGCCAAGGCUGAACCCAUUUUCAAGCUACUUAAGAAGAAUAAUACCGCCAAGUGGGACCCAGCUUGUCAAGAGGCUUUCAAAAGGAUUAAGCAGUACUUAUCAAAUCUACCAGUAUUAGUUCCUCUGGUGAUGGGUAGGCCAUUAAUUAUGUAUAUGGUAGUUCAGUAG